GUUGUUUACUUGGAUCAUCACCGCGAAAUGUGAUAGCAGUCUGACGGUGUUGCCUUUAUCCCUUAAGACAUCAAGGGUGACAAUCUCGACCUAUAAAUGGCGAAAGGUACCUAAAUGCCUUUUUUGGGCACACUUCAAGUGAAACCAUUAGUAUCUAACCUUCAUUGAUUAGAGGCAAUUACGACUUUGAUAAUAUAAAAAGCUUGAAGUGUUCGAUACUACCUACCUAUACAAGAUAAGGUUUGGAAAAACGUGACAAGUGAUUCUUUUUGUUCGCGCCUUUGAUCUUGCAUGGUGAGUUUGUGGAAAGUGUUCAAAAAUAAGGCCCCACUCAUGACAGUCGAACUGUGGCAAACAUCACUUCUGUAUACCCAGGUCCCUGAUAACGACGUUUCUUAGAUAAGAUUAACAAUAAAUAUCUUCACCGUAUUAUUUCUUGACAGUGUUUUCAUUGUUCAAACACAAAAAUUAUUGUUUAAACAAAUUUCUAAGUUUAUAAGCACGCUACGUGUGUAAAUUGAAUACAAACUGUAUCUCUAAGUGUACAAAGAUAAAGAGUUUUACUUAAAUAAUCACAAUCGGUGCAUAUAGUAUACGCUAAUAAAAUGAGCAAAGACAACUGCAUUUUGACACGAACGGUGUUAUGGUAUUUGGUUUUUACCGGAUUCGCGAUAAACUACAUGAUACGCAUCAAUCUCAACAUCGCCUUGGUCGCGAUGGUGAAGCCGAAACCUGCCCAGAACUCGACCAUCACAAGCGAAUGCAUAGCGACCACUCCAAAGGCGAACCUCACGGACGUCUCUGCCGAAAGGGAGGAAAUCGGCGGUUUCGAGUGGACGGAGUACCAGCAGGGUUUGAUCUUGGGCGCGUUCUUCUGGCUGCACUGGCUGACCCAGAUACCCGGUGGAAUGCUCGCGAAUAAGUACGGGACGAAGAUGGUCUUUGGGCUUUCCAAUUUUGUUAGCGUUCUCCUGUGCUUUCUAAUCCCAACCGUUUCGUUUAUUGGUUUGGAGUAUCUCAUUAUUGUACGAUUGCUGCAAGGAGCCGUCGCGGGAUGUGCCUGGCCAUCGAUGCACAGCAUGACGGCGCGAUGGAUUCCUCCGAACGAGCGCAGCAGGUUUGUGACUGCAUAUGUCGGUAGUUCCGUAGGGGCCGCGGUGACUUUUGCGUUAUGCGGUGUGAUUAUACAUACAUUCGGAUGGGAGUAUGUUUUCUACAUUUCAGGAGUGUUUGGGACGCUUUGGUAUGCGACUUGGUAUUUCUUCGUGUUCGAUUCGCCCAUCGAACAUCCCCGAAUAUCUGAAAAAGAGAAAGAAUACAUUCUAGAUAGUCUCGGACAGAGCGUUUCAAAAGAGAAGCCCCCAGUGCCGUGGAAAGCCAUACUAACAUCUCUACCUGUAUGGUCAAACAUCUUUGCACAAAUCGGAGGAUUAUGGGGUUUAUUUACGGUUACGACCAACGGGCCAAUGUUCUUUAAAAGUGUGCACGGAUGGAAUAUUACUUCGACUGGGUUCCUUUCUGCAUUGCCUCAUCUUGCGCGAAUGAUCUUCGCCUAUGCCUUUUCGGCGUACGCCGAUUACCUCCUGACCGCCAACAAAAUGAGUCGCACGAACGUUAGGAAACUGGCAAUAGCACUUUGUAACAUCGGGCAAGGUGCCUGCAUGAUAGCUAUGGCGUACUCAGGGUGCAAUUAUACCCUCGCCAUUGUUUUCUUAACGGGUGCCAUUGGAAUUCAUGGUGCGACAUCGACGGGAGCGUUGGCGAAUUUAGUCGAUAUCAGUCCAAAUUAUGCCAGCAUCCUGCUAGGUAUGGCAAAUGGAUCAGGAGCGAUUGGAGGGUUUAUCUCCCCGUUAAUUGUUGGACUGCUCACUACAAACAAUAACUCCGUCGAGCAGUGGCAAAAGGUGUUUUGGAUAGCGGCAGGUGUUCUUAUAUCCACAGGAUUUUUCUUUAUUACAUUCGCCAAGUCUGAUCUUCAAUGGUGGAACAAUCCAAACAAUCGGUACGCAGAGAAAAGUAAUGGUUCAGAACUACACACAUUAAAUGGAAAGGAGGAGAAAGAGAACGUUGACCAAUUAGAAAAUGUGGAUAGUAAAAGAUGAUUUGAAUUUACCAUUUACCUGUUAAGUAUUAGUCGUUAAUGAAAUUGUGAUACAAAAUUUAGUGCAAAUAAAUACUUGUAGCCAUA
Messenger RNA from Photinus pyralis (common eastern firefly), 2188 nucleotides. RefSeq names its product sialin (gene NaPi-T). Lineage: Eukaryota; Metazoa; Arthropoda; Insecta; Coleoptera; Lampyridae. Gene Ontology annotation, biological process: transmembrane transport; monoatomic anion transport. The record is from RefSeq and is a predicted model, not a curated record. Gene Ontology annotation, molecular function: transmembrane transporter activity. The transcript has 9 exons. Gene Ontology annotation, cellular component: plasma membrane. Bases 606 to 2102 code for a protein of 498 amino acids.